This is a messenger RNA of Cyanistes caeruleus (blue tit), 3351 nucleotides long. The record is from RefSeq and is a predicted model, not a curated record. Lineage: Eukaryota; Metazoa; Chordata; Aves; Passeriformes; Paridae.
CUUUUAAAAAUCCAAAAUUAGAGGCCAACAUCUCUUAAGCUAAAAAGAUACUGCAUUCUGUUUGAUUUUCUGCCACCAUCCAUUGCAAAGAACAUACCAGUACCUGAGUUCUCUCUUCUGAACAUGAGAAAUAAAGAAAAUACCAUUGUUAUUAUCACAUUUAGAAAGCCUCAAAAAACCCCAGGAGUCAACACUAUACAUCAGUGCGUACACCACAUUACGAUUUCAUGGCUACAAAUGAAAUGAGAAGUGAAGAACAACUCUCUUUAUUCUUUUAUAAUUUCUUCCAGAUAAUCCUUAAAGAGUAGCAAUAGAAAGAUUACAUAGAUUAUGGAGAAUGUCAGAGAAUUGUUAUAGCAGAGGAGAGCUGUUAGUAACUGGAAUGUACAGGGCUGGAAUGUACAGUGCUUUGGUGUUGUUUGGUUGUAGUAGACAGGUGCUGUGUACAUGCAAGAACUGGGUAUUUGAAAGCAACUGUUGCAGUGUGAUGCAUUUCUGACUCAAGCAACUUGUCUGGAGCUUGUGGGAUAAAUUCUCCUUGUUUGGGAUAUGUUCCAUCAGUCAAAUUUGAACUAAAAAAAGACAGAGAGAAGAACUGAAGUGGAUGAAGAGAUUUCUUACAAUCCAAAUUCCUCCAAAGAUUCAGAUUUGGAAAAUCAGAUGCCAGCUUCUACUCAUUUACUUUUAUUAACCUAAGGAGUUUACCAGAACAAAGGAUGUGUCAAGCUGAAGAGUUUGCAAAGAAGAUACAUAGAUCUUUUAGAGUACAAGUCAGUAAACUCUGCUUACGCAGCUGGCUCCAUUCAUUCUCUGAAGCCAAUCACUUCCCCUGUGGUGGCUGAUAAGAAUUUAACAGUUUGAGAAGGUGGAGUGUCAGCAUCCUUAGUACUGACCACGUUCCCAGUCGUAUUGGUAGCCUCUGUCCAUCACCCAUGCUGGAAGCUACUUGGAAAAGGAGAAACAGAAAUUGGGGAAGGGAAAUCAUGCAUCAUCAUCCUGUCUGGAAUGUACAGAAGACUUUGUGCUGUUCUCAUCAUGUGGAUUCACUAGAGAAAUGACCCCUUUUGAUCAGCCAAGUAAAAUCAAAAACUUGUUUAUUUGCUGCCUGUGGCCCUCACGGGUGCUGAGGCUCUGGACUUGCAGGCGCCCAAGGACAAGGAGGAAUCUGCUAGUGGGCACAGCCUGUGUGAUCUACCUGGGAUUCCUUGUCAGCCAAGUGGGUCACGUUUUACCGCAGCACAAAGGAGGACAUCAAAAGAUCAAUUCCAGGAGUCUCCAAGAUGCAGCUCAAACUCCCUUUCUGGGCAUCCCACUGGAUGGCACCCUGUCACCACCCAAUUUCCAAGAACCCCAGCUUGAUCGCAAUGGAACCUUGCUGCCACCCAAUGUAGUUUAUAUCACCCUGCGGUCCAAGCGCAGCAAGCCUGCCAACAUCAGAGGCACAGUGAAGCCAAAACGCAGGAAGAAGGAUGCCACCCGUUUGUCCUAUGGGCAUCACUUUCCAAAAGCCACUUUCAUGGGCUGGGAAGAGGCCUUUGCCCAACAGGCAGGGAGGGCCACACAUGCUGCAGGCACAAUGGGAGCAGCGAUCGCUCUGGAGGCAAGCAAGUACCAACUGGAUGAACACAGGCAUAAAGGAAUGGCUAUCAGGGAGAGAGGUCACCAGAGACCUGGGAGGAUUUCUGGAGCUGUAAAGGCGCAGCUCCAGCCUCAGGAAAGCAAUAUCAGGAUUUACAGCGAGAGCCCUCCCUCAUGGAUGAGCAAAGAUGACAUCCUAAACAUGCGCAUGCUGGCAGAUUCUCCCAUAGAGAGCAUUCAAGAACUACCUUCGCACAAAGCAGUCUUGGUAGUAUUUGCAAGAGGUCCCAGCACCAUGGGAACUGCUUGUAAUCAAGGACACUGUGGAAUUGUCAAAAGACCUCUCGACAUGAGUGAGGUGUUUGCCUUUCAUUUGGACAGGAUCUUGGGGCUAAACAGGAGCUUACCUUCUGUAAGCAGGAGAUCAGAGUUCUUCCAAGGGGGUCAAGCCUGUCCUGUUAUUCUCUGGGAUUCCUCACUGAGUCCAACAGAUAAUAGUACCCAUUCUUCAGUGAGGUUAACGUGGGGACAAUAUCAGCAACUAUUGAAGAAAAAAUGCUGGCAGAAUGGUAAAGUUCCCAAAGCUGAGUGGGGCUGCACUGGAAUUCAUCAUCAUGAAUGGUCCAAGAUGGCACUCUUUGAUUUUCUGUUGCAGAUCUAUAAUCGACUAGACAGAAACUGUUGUGGAUUCAAACCUCUCAAGGAGGAUUCCUGCAUGCAACAAGGACUAAAGCUGAAAUGCAAUGAUCAGGAUGCUGUUAACCUGACACACAUUGUUCAGAGAAGGAAUGACCAAAGGCAUUUGGCCUUUAUAGACAAUAAAGGUUUCUUUGACAGAAAUGAGGACAAUCUUGACUUCAAAAUACUCCAAGGAAUCAAUGAAUUCCCUGCAUCUGCAGUUUCAGUUCUGAGGAGCCAGCAUUUACGUGAGAAGUUGCUCCAGUCUUUGUUCCUUGACAAAAUAUACUGGGAGAGCCAAGGAGGCAGAAAAGGAAUUGAAAAGCUUAUUGAUGUAAUAGAAAGGAGGUCCAAAAUUCUUCUUACUUAUAUAAAUGCACAUGGAGCCAAAGUAUUGCCCAUGAAUGAAUGAAACAGUCUUGUUUCCAUCUGAAAAAAAGUCUUUAACCUUUUUUUUAUGGUGCAGAAACUGAUGGUAAAAUUGAUUUAAUUCAUAGCAUUAUUUUUUUCCCAAACUUUGAAACUUACUUUUAAAUAAGAAAUCUUACAUGGUUUGAAAGCAGAAUUUAAAUGUUAUCUGCAGCUCAACACACUUUAGUCUCUUCUAUGUCACAAGCAAAAUGAAAAAUAACUGAAUGACAAUAUGCAGUAAUAUGUAGGUACCAUGAACACUCUUUCUGUUAAAUUAGCAAUAGGAUUUUCAGUUCAUUAGGCUGGGUUGCUCUUACUUUCCUCAUUGAAGUCAGUAGAAUAUUUUAUUGCAAGUUUAAAUGGGAAAAGAGAUGUGUAAGCACUUGAUACAUUGAUGACACUUGCUGAAACAUAUAUAGUACAGGAAUUUUUUCUUUUAUUAGGUAUACUAAAAUGCCAAAAUUUCCAAGGGCUUAUUUUAUUUUAUUUUGAUCUUCCGAAAUCUGAGAACUAAAUUCAGCUCUUUUAAAUGCAGGAGUGUUUGUGCUGGACAUGAGGGCAUUUUAAAAACAGAGUGAGGAGAGCGUGGCUUUAAUAAUAAUAAUUAUUUUGACAAAUACAAUUUUUACUUGUCCAGUAUGGAUUAAACUCAUCAUGAGUCACUCAUUGAAAUAUGCAUUUUUC